This is a messenger RNA of Oryzias melastigma (Indian medaka), 2900 nucleotides long. It is a transcript of the gene dpp3, whose product is annotated as dipeptidyl-peptidase 3. The transcript is spliced from 19 exons. NCBI's taxonomy places the organism in Eukaryota, Metazoa, Chordata, Actinopteri, Beloniformes, Adrianichthyidae. The coding region runs from base 177 to 2357 and encodes 726 amino acids. Gene Ontology annotation, cellular component: cytoplasm. The record is from RefSeq and is a predicted model, not a curated record. Gene Ontology annotation, molecular function: dipeptidyl-peptidase activity; metalloexopeptidase activity. Gene Ontology annotation, biological process: proteolysis.
UUAAAUGUCUCGCGAAGCUAGUUUGUGAUUGGUUGGCGAUAAUUUGAUUCAGAGAGAAUACAGGCUGUGAUUGGCUGAGAGCUCUGAAUGAAUUCGGGAAGUAACCAGCGUGAGACUGCAGUUUGACGUUCGCUUCAGACUUUUCACCAAUUUAAGGUUUAAAUAUCCAAGUCAAGAUGGUGGACUCCCAGUACUACCUCCCAAAUGACAUUGGCAUCUCUGCACUCGACUGCAGGGAGGCCUUUCGUUUGCUAUCGCCUCAGGAGAAGAUGUAUGCCCACUAUCUGUCACGUGCCUCAUGGUAUGGAGGUCUGGUGGUGCUUCUGCAGACAUCUCCCGAGUCUACAAACAUCUUUGUCCUGCUGCAGCGAAUCUUCAGGAAGGAAACGCCAGAAGAGCUUGAAAACGUUGCUACAAGAGUUGGACUCAGCUCUGAAGAGUACAAGGCUUUCCUGGUUUAUGCAGCUGGUCUUUAUGCAAACAUGGGCAACUACAAAUCUUUUGGAGACACCAAAUUUGUUCCAAAUCUACCUAAGGACAAGCUGGAAGCUUUGGUGAAGGCCAGUCAGGCCUUUCAGGAGAAGCCUGUAGAGAUGGAAGCUCUCUGGAAAAGCUGCUCCACACUCAUCUACUCUUUAGAAGACAGACAGAAACAGCUGGGUCUUGGUGACAAGGGAAUCACAACCUAUUUCUCAGGGAACUGCACUCUGGAAGAUGCUGAGUUGGCUCAAAGAUUUCUUGAUUCAAAAAAACUCUCUGCGUACAACACGCGUCUGUUCAAGAGGAACGACGGAGGAAAAGUCUGCUACGAGGUCCGCUUGGCUUCAGCAGUGCAGAAAGAUUCUGCGGUGGACGGGGAGAAGCAGACUUCCUGUGGCACCUCAACGUUUGAAGACAAAGAGUUUAUUGUGAAAAGAGGAGAUUAUUGUCCUCUGAUGGAGAAAGUUUGUUUUUACCUCCAACAAGCAGAGGCCUUCGCAGCCAAUGAGAACCAGCGGAAGAUGCUGGAAGAGUACAGGAAAAGUUUCACCUUCGGUUCUGUCGAAUCCCACAAAGAGGGUUCACGCUUCUGGAUCAAAGACAAGGGACCAAUUGUCGAGAGUUACAUAGGAUUCAUAGAGAGCUACAGAGAUCCGUUUGGCUCCAGGGGAGAGUUUGAAGGUUUCGUGGCGGUAGUGAACAAGGCGAUGAGCGAGCGUUUCGGCAAGCUGGUGAGUUCUGCUGAGGUGCUGCUGUCUGAGUUGCCGUGGCCUCAGGAGUUUGAGAAGGACACCUUCCUGAAACCCGACUUUACCUCCCUGGAUGUUCUCACCUUCGCUGGAAGCGGAAUACCAGCCGGCAUCAACAUCCCCAACUAUGACGACAUCAGACAGUCGGAAGGAUUUAAGAAUGUGUCACUUGGCAACGUUUUGGCUGUAGCGUAUGCUACCCAGAAAGAGAAGCUCACCUUCCUGGAAGAGGAGGACAAGGAUUUGUUUAUCAAAUGGAAGGGUCCAUCCUUUGAGGUGCAGGUUGGACUUCAUGAACUGCUGGGACACGGAAGUGGCAAACUCUUUGUUCAGGAUCACAAAGGCAAGUUUAACUUUGAGAAGGAUAAAGUAAUCAACCCAGAAACAGGAGAACUGAUCUCCAGUUGGUAUCAGGGCAGUGAGACUUGGGACAGCAAAUUCUCCACAAUCGCUUCUUCCUACGAGGAAUGCCGCGCUGAGUGCGUCGGCCUCUACCUGUGCUUGAACACACAAGUGCUCAGUAUUUUCGGCCUUGAGGGUCAGGAUGCAGAAGAUGUGGUUUAUAUCAACUGGCUGAGCAUGGUCAGAGCAGGACUGCUGGGCUUGGAGUUCUACACACCUGAGAACAAGAGCUGGAGACAGGCUCACAUGCAGGCUCGCUUCGUGAUCCUGCGUGUUCUGCUGGAGGCCGGGGAGGGCCUGGUGGGCCUCAAGGAGGUGAUGGGGCCUGACGGCAAGCCCGACGCACGGAUCACACUGGAUCGGAGCAAAAUCCACACUGUGGGGAAGAAUGCUAUUCAGAGGUUCCUCUGUAAGCUGCAGGUCUUUAAGUCAACGGCUGAUGUGGAAGGAGGCAGGGCGCUCUACGACGGUUACUCCAGCGUCGGUGACAGCGGCGCUAACAACUUCCUGCGCCUGCGGGAGACGGUCCUGCUGAGGAAAGAAGCUCGCAAGAUGUUUGUUCAGGCCAACACCAGAGUUAACGGUGAUAACGUGGAGCUGGUGGAAUACGACAGCAGCGCUGCAGGCCUGAUUCGCUCCUUCACUGAGCGCUUUCAGGAAGACGCAGACCAGCUGGAGGCUGACCUGUUGCAGCUGAGCGAGAAAGACGUCCCCUGCUGGUGCUGAUGGAGGGAUGCAUCAUCUCUUCCAUGUGUCUCAGAAUACCAACUGCUGAAAGCAAUUACUUUUUAUGUUUGUGACAGAAAACUGCCUCAGAAAUGAACAAAAACAAAAAAAAGUGUUGUGAGAAGAUAAAUCUGAUGAGACUGAAGUUCAACAGCUGAAAUAAUUCAGAACGAUUGGGAGAGAUCUCAAACGAUCACUUGACUUUUUCUUGAAAAACAAGUAUUAAUGCAACUUUUUUUCUCUCUCUUUUAUAAUUAGAGACAGUAAAUACACCAAUGAGAAAUGUUUCUCCCAAGUAGAUUGACUAGAAUGUCAUGUUUGUGAUGUACUUUAAUUGAUUUUUAUGGUCCGCUAGUUAAAAUGUCAAAUGUUUGUGCAGAUGACCGAUUCCGUGUGAACUGACUGCAGUGGCACUCUGACUUUAAGGAAAACCAAUAUGCAAUUCUCUUUAAGUUUAUCACAAAUACACAAAUGAUGAAUAACUUUUCUUGCAAUGUAAACAUGUGGUGAAGCAACUCGAAUAAAAUGCAUUUUCUAUAGUGA